This is a messenger RNA of Symphalangus syndactylus (siamang), 2323 nucleotides long. RefSeq names its product protein phosphatase, Mg2+/Mn2+ dependent 1G (gene PPM1G). NCBI's taxonomy places the organism in Eukaryota, Metazoa, Chordata, Mammalia, Primates, Hylobatidae. Gene Ontology annotation, molecular function: cation binding; protein serine/threonine phosphatase activity. The record is from RefSeq and is a predicted model, not a curated record. Gene Ontology annotation, biological process: protein dephosphorylation. Gene Ontology annotation, cellular component: nucleoplasm.
GCGGGCGGGGCGAGUUGCUAAGGAAAUGACUGCCCGCAGCGCCUGGCCCCUCCGCGCCUGCCGGGCGGGGUCUGGAGCGGCGCCGUUUCCGCUUCCGCUCCCUCUCAGCUCCCGUCCCGUUACCGCCUCCUGGCCGGCCUCGCGCCUUUCACCGGCACCUUGCGUCGGUCGCGCCGCGGGGCCUGCUCCUGUCGCGCGCACCCCCGGGGCUUCGGCUCCGGCACGGGUCGCGCCCAGCUUUCCUGCUCCUGAGGCCGCCGGCCAGCCGCCGCCAUGGGUGCCUACCUCUCCCAGCCCAACACGGUGAAGUGCUCCGGGGACGGGGUCGGCGCCCCGCGCCUGCCGCUGCCGUACGGCUUCUCCGCCAUGCAAGGCUGGCGCGUCUCCAUGGAGGAUGCUCACAACUGUAUUCCUGAGCUGGACAGUGAGACAGCCAUGUUUUCUGUCUACGAUGGACAUGGAGGGGAGGAAGUUGCCUUGUACUGUGCCAAAUAUCUUCCUGAUAUCAUCAAAGAUCAGAAGGCCUACAAGGAAGGCAAGCUACAGAAGGCUUUAGAAGAUGCCUUCUUGGCUAUUGAUGCCAAACUGACCACUGAGGAAGUCAUUAAAGAGCUGGCACAGAUUGCAGGGCGACCCACUGAGGAUGAAGAUGAAAAAGAAAAAGUAGCUGAUGAAGAUGAUGUGGACAAUGAGGAGGCUGCACUGCUGCAUGAAGAGGCUACCAUGACUAUUGAAGAGCUGCUGACACGCUACGGGCAGAACUGUCACAAGGGCCCUCCCCACAGCAAAUCUGGAGCUGGGACAGGCGAGGAACCAGGGUCCCAGGGCCUCAAUGGGGAGGCAGGACCUGAGGACUCAACUAGGGAAACUCCUUCACAGGAAAAUGGCCCUACAGCCAAGGCCUACACAGGCUUUUCCUCCAACUCGGAACGUGGGACUGAGGCAGGCCAAGUUGGUGAGCCUGGCAUUCCCACUGGUGAGGCUGGGCCUUCCUGCUCUUCAGCCUCUGACAAGCUGCCUCGAGUUGCUAAGUCCAAGUUCUUUGAGGACAGUGAGGAUGAGUCAGAUGAGGCGGAGGAGGAAGAGGAAGACAGUGAGGAAUGCAGCGAGGAAGAGGAUGGCUACAGCAGUGAGGAGGCAGAGAAUGAGGAAGAUGAGGAUGACACCGAGGAGGCUGAAGAGGACGAUGAAGAAGAAGAAGAAGAGAUGAUGGUGCCAGGGAUGGAAGGCAAAGAGGAGCCUGGCUCUGACAGUGGUACAACAGCGGUGGUGGCCCUGAUACGAGGGAAGCAGUUGAUUGUAGCCAACGCAGGAGACUCUCGCUGUGUGGUAUCUGAGGCUGGCAAAGCUUUAGACAUGUCCUAUGAUCACAAACCAGAGGAUGAAGUAGAACUAGCACGCAUCAAGAAUGCUGGUGGCAAGGUCACCAUGGAUGGGCGAGUCAACGGGGGCCUCAACCUCUCCAGAGCCAUUGGGGACCACUUCUAUAAGAGAAACAAGAACCUGCCACCUGAGGAACAGAUGAUUUCAGCCCUUCCUGACAUCAAGGUGCUGACUCUCACUGACGACCAUGAAUUCAUGGUCAUUGCCUGUGAUGGCAUCUGGAAUGUGAUGAGCAGCCAGGAAGUUGUAGAUUUCAUUCAAUCAAAGAUCGGCCAGCGUGAUGAAAAUGGGGAGCUUCGGCUAUUGUCAUCCAUUGUGGAAGAGCUGCUGGAUCAGUGCCUGGCACCAGACACUUCGGGGGAUGGUACAGGGUGUGACAACAUGACCUGCAUCAUCAUUUGCUUCAAGCCCCGAAACACAGCAGAGCUCCAGCCAGAGAGUGGCAAGCGAAAACUAGAGGAGGUGCUCUCUACUGAGGGGGCUGAAGAAAAUGGCAGCAGCGACAAGAAGAAGAAGGCCAAGCGGGACUAGCAGUCAUCCAGACCCCUGCCCACCUAGACUGUUUUCUGAGCCCUCCGGACCUGAGACUGAGUUUUGUCUUUUUCCUUUAGCCUUAGCAGUGGGUAUGAGGUGUGCAGGGGGAGCUGGGUGGCUUUACUCCGCCCAUUCCAAAGAGGGCUCUCCUUCCACACUGCAGCCGGGAGCCUCUGCUGUCCUCCCCAGCCGCCUCUUUGCUCCUCGGGCUCAUCACCGGUUCUGUGCCUGUGCUCUGUUUUGUUGGAGGGAAGGACUGGCGGUUCUGGUUUUUACUCUGUGAACACUUUAUUUAAGGACAUUCUUUUUUAUUGGCGGCUCCAUGGCCCUCGGCCGCUUGCACCCGCUCUCUGUUGUACACUUUCAAUCAACACUUUUUCAGACUAAAGGCCAAAACAUAAUCGUA